This is a messenger RNA of Penicillium macrosclerotiorum, 669 nucleotides long. RefSeq lists its product as uncharacterized. The coding region runs from base 1 to 669 and encodes 222 amino acids. NCBI's taxonomy places the organism in Eukaryota, Fungi, Ascomycota, Eurotiomycetes, Eurotiales, Aspergillaceae. The transcript has 3 exons. The record is from RefSeq and is a predicted model, not a curated record.
AUGGUCAACACCCAUCCUCGAGACCUUCAAAGCAUUCUACCAUCUACAAUCGAGACAUAUAACACAUGGGUGUCGUCCCACAAUACCGCUCAUACUGUAGAUAAUCUGGCGGCUGACAAUUCAACACGUCUGCUGUGGAUUGGACCAAAAAAGGCAAAGAAUGUGGUCCUCUUUUUUCAUGGUGGCGGCUAUGUGAUGCCUCUUUCUAAAGGGCAUUUGGACUGGAUGGCACAUGUGAGGAAUGAGGCCAUCAAUGCUGGGGUGGAGCUCAGCGUGUGUAUUCUCGCAUAUGGUCGGUGGCUUAGUGCCGAUGUUUUGAGUAAAAAGGUCGUGCAUGAAUGGGGCUUAUACCUUGUGGAGAACUCUCCCUGGAAAGAGGAGGUUUCUGCGGGGAAAGGCUGGGGGAUGGCACUUGAUGUGCCUGAAAGCUGGUGGAAUAACUUCGAGGCCGUUGAUCAUGUUCUGGUGACCGGCGGGUCUGAAGAGGUCUUUAGCGAUCAUAUACAGCGAUUAGCUCAGAUGCUGGAAAGAAAAAGUAUUGGCGAUGUGACGCUGUUUAUGGGCAAUGAAGCCCACGAUGGCCCAUUGAUGGACUUUUCGGCAGGCAAGCUUCCGAGUCAAACUACCAAAACCAUUACAGACUUUGUGAUAUCUUGUCUCAGAGAAUGA